Molecule: messenger RNA, 1798 nt
Organism: Zerene cesonia (dogface butterfly)
Lineage: Eukaryota; Metazoa; Arthropoda; Insecta; Lepidoptera; Pieridae
Gene: Pex3
Product: peroxisomal biogenesis factor 3
Exons: 2
Coding region: 439-1560 (373 amino acids)
Biological process (GO): protein import into peroxisome membrane
Cellular component (GO): peroxisomal membrane
Molecular function (GO): protein-macromolecule adaptor activity
Source: RefSeq, a predicted model, not a curated record
AGUUACUCUGUGGCUAAACGGCGAUCAAUUAAAAACGUCAAAACGGUCAAAUCGUAAAUGUCCAAAAAUUCAUUUUGUGUUAAUAAUUAUUAUUUUAACUGCGAAGGAAAUUAACCUGGUAAUAUACCUUGAUUAUGAGCGAUAUUGAAGUUGGUGAUCCUCAAUUAGAAAACUUUAUAUUAACCGAAACACAAAAGCAAAGAUUUCAGGUUUUAGUGCACGGACUUACUGAUACAUGCUGGGACACUUGUAUGGGAAACCCCUCAAACCGAUUGGACUCUAAAACAGAAGUAUGCAUUAUGAACUGUGUUGAAAGAUUCAUUGAUGCUACUACCUUCAUAACUAAACGUCUUAUGAACACAACAAAAUAUCGAUCUGAUUCCCCUUUAGAGUUCCAGUAGAACAUAAUUAUUAACUGGUUGCAGGCAAUUUGUCAAUAUGUUUUCAAGUAUCAAAAAUUUUUUACAUCGUCAUAGAAGGAAGUUUAUUGUAACUGGUGCAGUAUUUGGAUCCAUUUACUUCCUUUUGAGUUACGCACAGAAGAAGUUAAGAGAAUGGCAAGAAAAAGAGGCAAAAAAGUUCUUUGAAAUGACAAGAAAGAAACAACAUUUUGAAAGCACUGAACGUACCUGCAACCAAACAAUUCUCUCUCUUUCAAAAAUUGUAUCAGAAAAUAUUUUAAGCAUAUUGAAUACAGAAGAAAUUGUACAAAAAUUACAUGAUAACCCAGAAAAUAAACUCGCAUUAUGGGAACAAAUGAAAGUAAUGAUAUUUACACGUAUUUGUGUGUUAGUCUAUGCUCUAUCUAUUCUACAAGUAACUUUACGAGUACAACUUAACAUUAUCGGUGGGUAUCUCUAUAGAGACUCAGUGUUGGAAGUUGAGCCUCUCAUAGAUAGUAAUUUGCAAGCUAAAUACUUAUCCUUAUGCCAUCAUUUUGUUGGACCUGGUGUAGAAGACUUAGUGAAACAAAUUGAAAAAGCUGUUAAAAGAGUGGUGGAUCCAAUAUCCCUCAAGAAAAAGAUCACUUUGCAAGAAGUAGAGCAAGUGUUUUGGUCUAUACAAACUAUACUAUGUACUGAUUCAAAUGAGGGAGAUCCAGUCAAAAAGAUGGUUCACUAUUUGGUUGAUCAUACGGAAAUAAAUGAGGCUAAGUUUGACACUAUUGUGAAGGAAACUAUGGAUGUAUUGGAGAGUGAUGAAGUAACCUCUAUCACAAUGUCCUCUAUUAGUAGGAGUUUUUCAUCAGUUAUUGAUGAAAUUGCAAACUUAUUUGUCACAAAAUGGGUGCCAACAUCCAAAAAUCAUUUAGAAGUCAGUGAGGGGCAUGUCGUCACAAACGGAGCAAUGAAACUCGGAGCUCAAGGAGACCCUUUCAUUGAUGUGAAUAAAGUUGACAUGCAUUUUGUGAAACUGCUGCCAGUUGUCAAUGAAUUGAUCACCAAAAACACAUGCAAGGGCAAUACCAACAUUCCAGACUUGUUAACACAACAACUUACAUUAAAUGAAAAAUUGAAAUUGUUGGGUGCUAAUGUAUAUGAAGUUUUUAGUAAUACAUAAUAAUCAUGUAUUUAAACUUAAUAUCCCAUUCCAUGCUUUUCCAUGGGAACUGAAUAAAAAAUACAUUAGAUAUCCUAAUAGGUAUGAAAAAUUAGGAAAAUAAUGACAUUUUAGUUUAGAUUGUUCUAUUUUGAUUUUGUAAGAGGAUUUAUGCUGUGCUUGCUUUUCUUAAAAAUUAUUAAUAUUGUAAAAUAUGGUCAGAAUUAGUUUAAUUAUUGUAAUUUAAUUGUUUUCUAUG